Puma concolor (puma) is the source of this 1281-nucleotide messenger RNA. The record is from RefSeq and is a predicted model, not a curated record. NCBI's taxonomy places the organism in Eukaryota, Metazoa, Chordata, Mammalia, Carnivora, Felidae.
AUGACGGCCAAGACCACUGGCCUCCUGGGGGCAUCUUCUAGGCUGGUGCAACCCAAGUAUUCCCUGGCAGAGGAGAAAGGAGCAGCACCCCGGGGGAGGCUUCUCUAUCUGAGGUGUACAAAGAAAUCCGGACGGGACCAGUCAGCGCUGUGCGCGGCAUGCUGCCUCCUGACCAGCCUGUGUGACACCAUCGGAGCGAUUCUGGCCAGACAGCUCACGAUCCAGGUUUUCACGGGUGCCUACCUAGCAGCUGUUGACUUGGUGAACUUUGUGUUCAUCCUCUUCCCGGUCUGCGGCUCCAAGUUGAAGUCUAAUUUGGGUCGGGGCUCCCGGGAGAGGAAGAGGAGGCAGCGGCUCAGGGCCAGUGUCUUUGCUCUGGCCCUGCCGCUGAGCCUGGGGCCAGGCUGGGCUCUCUGGGCCACCGUCCGGAAGGCGUCAGGCCCUGUCCGAGGGCCCCAGCGGAGGCUACUGGAGAGCCUGCUGCAGGACAACACUGAAAUCUUCGGCUACCUGCUGGGUGCCAUCGCUGCCUUCGGCUCCUGGGCUUCCCGAAUCCCCCCGCUCUCCAGAAUCUGCCAGGGUAAGGCAUUUCCCUCCAUCCACCUGUGGACCCGGCUCCUGUCGGCCCUGGCGGGCCUCCUCUAUGCCUCGGCCAUUGUGGCCCAUGACCGGCGGCCUGAGUACCUGCUUCGGGCCACACCCUGGUUCCUGACCUCCCUCGGCCGUGCUGCACUGGACCUCUCUAUCAUUUUCCUUUCCUGGGUGAUGAAGAGCAAGAUGAGACGGGCCUUGGGGUUUGCCCCUGAAGCCAGAGAGAGCCCCGACACCCAGGCCCUUUUGACCUGCACAGACAAAGAGGAAGAAAGCCAGGAGAAUUCAGACUGGGUGCCUCUCACCACAUUACCACCCUGCAAAUCACUGAGGACAAUGGCAGCCAUCAGUCGCUACAUGGAGCUGACCAUCGAGCCCGUGCAGCAGGCAGGCUGCAGCACCACCCGGCUGCCUGGCGAUGGACAGAUGAACCCUGGAGACGCGAACCUGCAGGAGCCGCCCUCUUACCCUCCCGUUCAGGUCAUCCGGGCCCACGUGUCUUCCAGCAGCUCCUGUGAAGUCUCCUCCAUCAACUCCGACCUUGAGCAGAAGUACUGGGAAGCCUUAAACUUGGAGCAGUGGGACCCUGAAGAUGUAAAUCUUGAAGGGAACAAAGACAACGUGGAGAUGCUCAGAUCCCAGGUGCACAGGUGCUCCUUGGGGCCAGUGGUCUUGACAUCUGAUGAGUAA